GGAGUAUUGGGGCCGCGGGAGGCCCGUAGUUCAUCGGCGAACGUCGUUGCUCGAGCAUCAUCACCGUCAGCCGUACAACUUUCUCAGCACAGCUCAUCGAGAUGUUGCGAUUCGCAGCAGUGUUGGCGCUGGCCGCCGUGGCGGUGGCGCAGCAGCCGAGCGGCCGGGUGCUGGAGCCGCCGAUCCCAGGCGCCUGCGCCCAGAGAAUCAUCCACGAGCGUUUCAACGGCAAGGGAUACUAUUACUCGUGGGCCGAUGGUAGAACGGCGGGCCAAGAAGUCGACUGGUUGACCGCCAGAAACUUCUGCAGACAGCGGUGCAUGGACUUGGUGUCGUUGGAAACUUCGGCCGAGAACGAGUUCAUCAAGAGCCGCAUCGUUCAAAAUAAAGUCAAGUACAUUUGGACUUCCGGUCGCCUCUGCGACUUCAAGGGCUGCGAGAGGCCCGAUCUUCAGCCACUCCGCAUCAACGGAUGGUUCUGGACUGCCGAGCUUCAGAAACUCGCACCCACGAACGAUCGUAGCCAGAACGACUGGUCGGAAAGUGGAGGUAUUGGCAAACCUCAGCCAGAUAACCGUGAGGCUAUCCAAGGUGGUGCACCCGAGAAUUGCUUGGCCAUCCUCAAUCAAUUCUACAACGACGGUGUCAACUGGCACGACGUCGCUUGCCAUCACAAGAAACCGUGGGUUUGCGAGGAGAACGAUGCUCUCCUGAAAUACGUACGCUUCACCAAUCCCAAUCUCCGAGUUUAAUGAUUGGCU
Molecule: messenger RNA, 761 nt
Organism: Phymastichus coffea
Lineage: Eukaryota; Metazoa; Arthropoda; Insecta; Hymenoptera; Eulophidae
Exons: 5
Coding region: 102-752 (216 amino acids)
Source: RefSeq, a predicted model, not a curated record